AUGGGCGAGGUGAGUUUGUUUUGGCCGUUGGGGACGACGCUUCUCAUCAUCUCCUUCUCCUCCAGCCGGGCGUCACAUCCUGAAGGUGGUGGUCAUGUUGUUGCCUUGCAGGAGGCGAAGAAGGAGGAGGUGGAGAAGCCCAAGGAGGCGGCGGCAGAGGAGAAGAAGGACGACAAACCCAAGGACGCCGCGGCGGAGGACAAGCCCAAGGAAGGCGGCGGCGAGGAGAAGCCCAAGGACGGGGAGGAGAAGAAGGAGGAUGCGCCGCCGCCGCCGCCCCCGCCGCCGGAGGAGGUCGAGAUGCGGGUCUACAUGCACUGCGAGGGAUGCGCCCGCAAGGUCAAGAAGAUCCUCAAGCGCUUCGAUGGAGUGGAGGAUGUGAUCGCUGACUCCAAGGCGCACAAGGUGUUGGUGAAGGGGAAGAAGGCGGCCGCUGAUCCCAUGAAGGUGGUGGAGCGCGUCCAGAAGAAGACCGGCCGCAAGGUGGAGCUCCUGUCGCCGAUACCCCCGCCACCGGAGGAGAAGAAGGAAGAGGAGAAGAAGGAGGAGCCCGAGCCGCCAAAGCCGGAGGAGAAGAAGGAGCCGCCGGUGCUCGCCGUGGUGCUGAAGGUGCACAUGCAUUGCGAGGCCUGCGCUCAGGGGAUCAGGAAGAGGAUCCUCAAGAUGAACGGCGUGCAGUCUGUAGAGGCAGACCUCAAGGCAUCGGAGGUGACAGUGAAGGGCGUGUUCGAAGAGUCCAAGCUGGCCGAGCACGUGUACAAGCGCACCGGCAAGCACGCGGCCAUCGUCAAGUCCGAGACAGUCCCCCCACCGGAGAGCGCCGCCGCCGGCGACGACAAGGCCAAGGAGGAGAAGAAGGAAGAAGGCGGAGGCGAGGAGAAGAAGGACGGCAAGGAGGAAGAGAAGAAGGACGGCGGCGGCGGCGACGAGAAGGAGGAGAAGGAGGGCGGCGGCGACGAGAAGAAGGACGAGGCCGACAAGGACAAGGACGCGGCUGCCAUCGCGGCCGCCAACCUGUACAUGCACUACCCGCGGUUCGCGUUCCCGGGAGGGUACUACCAGCCGGCCUACCAGUACCCGCCGCCGCCGCCUCCGGGGUACGCCUACCAGCCGGCCUACCCGCCGCCGUCGUACGCUGCGUACGCGCCGCCACACCACCACCAGCCCAUGGCGCCGCAGAUCUUCAGCGACGAGAACCCCAACGCCUGCUCCGUCAUGUAA
Miscanthus lutarioriparius is the source of this 1221-nucleotide messenger RNA. Lineage: Eukaryota; Viridiplantae; Streptophyta; Magnoliopsida; Poales; Poaceae. The record is from the annotation of a GenBank genome assembly.